AUGUUCUCGUUCCCCUCACGGCAUCACGCUCUCCCCCAAUCCGCCAACUACACGGUUUCAUUCGCAGAACCAACCGGUCUCCAUCCGACAAUGUCCAUCUCUAUUCCUCGCUCGUCAUUAAAUCUACCUCCAGCACCCGAUGACACAACCUGCGGCCUGUAUACGUACCUGACGCUACCAUCCUCUGUGUUUGCUGACCAGUAUCAAAUUGGCACGACCGAUCCGCUUUUCCUCCAAUCCCACAACCUAGCAGGUCUGCGUGCUCAUGCGGGUGAAACAGACCUGGAGGCUCCAGACUGGGUCGUCAAGCGCUGGGGCUCGACCUGGCUUAUUGAACUAGCUACACCAAUCGACCAGAAUCUCGAUGGCGCUGUGCAAUCACCCAAUUGGACCGCUACCAUUCCGCUUCAUCUCCGAUAUCUUGCUCCCUCUGAAUCAGGGUAUCGAUCUGCACAUGUACCUUGGCCAGUCGUCUUCUGGGCUUGCAGUGCAGAGGAUGAAGAAGCUGGCAUGGGGAGAAAUCCGUUCGACCGCAACCACCUCGGCUACGAUAGCCUCUUUGCUCCCCGUACACUAUUCUACCAGUUUCACCCCCAGUCCGAUCAUCUCAUAGAGGAUAUAGAUAUCCCUGUUCUUCACCUUAGCGAUAGAAAGGGCCUUUUCCAGCCUCGCAACAUCGAAUUGGCUACAUGUGCCAUCAUUUCCCUCGGAUUCUUGUGGAUUCUCUGGCGACUUGUGCGAGUUGCUUGGUCAUCUGGUCUUGGCUCUAACGCCAAGACUGAACGUUCUGAUGAACAUGAUAAGAAGGAGUAG
Messenger RNA from Penicillium longicatenatum, 813 nucleotides. RefSeq names its product PIG-X/PBN1 family protein. Gene Ontology annotation, cellular component: endoplasmic reticulum membrane; glycosylphosphatidylinositol-mannosyltransferase I complex. Lineage: Eukaryota; Fungi; Ascomycota; Eurotiomycetes; Eurotiales; Aspergillaceae. The transcript has a single exon. Gene Ontology annotation, biological process: protein processing; GPI anchor biosynthetic process. Bases 1 to 813 code for a protein of 270 amino acids. The record is from RefSeq and is a predicted model, not a curated record. Gene Ontology annotation, molecular function: mannosyltransferase activity.